AGUUUAAACUCAUCCGUCACAGGUAGUUGACGUAUAGCUUCAUUCGCUUAAAAUGUGCGCCUUGUUACGCGAAAAUUAUAACACUUUUUAAACAUAAAAGUGACUGUUUGUUAAGUCUAUAAUGUGAUCAUAAUUAGCUUGUUAGAUUAGAUUACUUUCCCUGUGAUAUUUUGACGAACUAUAUUUAAAUAUUUAAGUGUAAAAAAUGGCCGAGGAAAAGAACGACGCAACGCCGUUCAUCAAGAAUGGCAACACCGCUGUCAUCACGAAAACACCUGUACCACCGACUUCUCAAAAACCCAGCAAGGCUGGUAGAGGGAAGGCCUACAGACAAGUGCUGGCCUCGUUUGUUGCCAACUUGGGUACCAUGAAUACCGGCAUGGCGUUCGGUUUCUCAGCGACUGCAUUACCGCAGCUGAAGAGUCCAGAUUCCAGUAUUCACAUAACUGAAAAUCAAGCUAGUUGGAUAGCCAGUUUAAGUGCGGCCGGGACACCUAUAGGAUGCAUUGUCAGUGGAUACCUCAUGGACUCUAUUGGCAGAAAACGCACGCUCAUUGUUACCGAAGUGCCUCUCAUUCUUGGUUGGAUUCUUAUUGCGACGGCUCAAAAUGUUUCUAUGCUUUAUAUUGGUAGGUUACUAAUCGGAUUCGGGUCUGGUAUGGUCGGUGCACCAGCCAGAGUGUAUACAUGCGAGGUGUCACAACCGCAUCUACGGGGUAUGUUGGGGGCGCUAGCAUCGGUCGGGGUCUCUACUGGAGUUCUAAUACAGUAUGUUAUUGGAAGUGUGACGUCGUGGAAUAUCCUUGCGGGGGUCAGCGCUAUCAUUCCAAUCGUAUCCCUGCUUGGCAUGAUCCUGAUUCCGGAGACACCGAACUAUCUUCUCACAAAAGAUAAUCCAGAGAGGGCAGAGAAGUCGUUGGCCAAACUACGAGGGUCAACAUGCAACUUGGAUGAAGAGAUCCAGCGAAUGAUAACUUUCAAAGAGAAGAAUCAUGUUGAACCAUUGAAAACGCCCAAGGAAAUUAUAAAAGCGUUAAUGUCGCCUUCGGCACUUAAGCCUUUUACUAUAUUAGCAAUAUAUUUUUUCAUAUACCAGUGGUGUGGUGUCAACACCAUCACAUUUUAUGCAGUGGAAGUAUUUGAGGCGUCUGGAGCCUCUUUGGACAAAUACUGGUUAACGAUAUCUAUGGGUAUUAUAAGAGUAAUUUUCACUGUGGUCGGCUGUAUUCUGUGCAGAAGAUGUGGGAGAAGGUUACUUACUUUCGUCUCAGCAAUCGGUUGCGGUUCCACAAUGGUGACCCUAUCGGUGUAUAUGUACUACGUGCAUUACUGGAAGGAGAACAACUUGCCGCCCUCGAACUCCUGGAUUCCAGUUGCCAGUAUCUAUAUCUUUAUGAUCGCUUGCACUUUGGGAUAUUUGAUCGUGCCAUGGGUUAUGAUUGGAGAAGUGUAUCCUACGCAGGUGCGUGGUAUAAUUGGCGGCAUGACGACUUGCGCGGCUCAUUUGUCAGUAUUCUCAGUUGUAAAGACUUUCCCCUUGCUCAAGCACUCGCUCAAUGAUUACGGAACUUUCGCUUUGUACGGCACCAUGUCGUUAGCAGGUACAGUAUUUUUCUACUUAUUUUUACCGGAAACGAAAGGAAAGACGUUACAGGAAAUAGAAGACUACUUCUGCGGAAGGACAAAAUCUUUAAGGAAAAAUAAAACACAAACAGAACUACCAUAAAUUAUAUCAAAUGCUCUGUGAUAUCGAAAAUAUUUUAUAAACCGUUUAUAAAAAUAAAUAUAUAUUUAUAAUAUUUUGUGUAACAUAAUAUACAUUUAUAUUACAUAUUGAUAAAAUUUGUAUUAAAUUUUAAAAUUAUUGAAUGAGCCGAUCAAAUUAUAUUCUAUCUUAUCUCGUAAGAAUUUUGCAUAAUAUGCAAUGUUAAAUGUGAGAUUAUAUUAGGUGAGAUUAGUUCAGUUAUUCGCGUCAUAUCUUAAUAAGGCGAUCGAGUCAACUGAAAAAUCAUAUUUAUAGUACUUAUAACUCAAUGCCUUUAUAUAAGGGUUACUACGCCAAUCGAUCGAUCGUCGAUCGAUGCCAUUGAUCGACGUCGAUCGGUGUCGUUCGAUUGGUGUGGUAGAUUUAGUUGAUUGACGGAUUCAGGUCGAUAAAACGUUGUUCAAUCAUCGAUCGACAAUUAAUCGAUGUAGUUGUGGGCUCAUCAUUACUAUCUUUUGGUGGAGCGGGGCGGGUUCUCGAAUAAUCAAGCAGCUCGAUCGACGUUGACUAAUCCAUUCCACCAUUGAUCGAUUGGUGUGGUAACACCCUAAGACUAAGCGAUUUUCUAUAGAAUUUGUUUGGGAAAACCCAUAAAUGAUAUAUGAUGAUAUAUACCACAAUUACGUCGUAUUUAGUAAAAAAUGUGUUUGUACGUUUUAAAUAAUAAAAAUACCUAAAUUAACCUUAAAACGGAAAACCAAUUAAGUUUUCUGUCUUGCCUCUCCGAAAUGAGAGAAAGCCUGUGACCAAAAAUAUAUAGGCUGUUUUUUCUUUCAAUAUAGAGAUUUAAUUUAAAACAUGAGGAUAAAAACUAUUUGUACAUUUUUAGACGUACUUACACACUAAGUGUACAACCUUUAAAAUUGUAAAAUAGUAUAAAUAUAUAGAAUUGAAAAAGUGAUUAACAAUUAGGUUAUUUGAAGAUUAGUGCCAUUUAACAAUUUGUAGAUAUCAAUUUAAGUUUAUAUAACAAGUUUAUAGAUAUAAUAAAUUUAUUUAUUGUUAUUGUAAAUGUUUGUAAAUAACUGUAUAUCUUGUUAGAAAUAGCAUAGUGUUCUGCAUUUUUAAAAGGCAGCUUGUUAUUUAAUGUAGAUGAAGAGAUAUCUUGUCAAUUUAUUUGGAAGCAUUUAUAAAAUGUGUUGAGAGUGUUCAAACAAGAAUGUGAAAAGUUUUUGACUGUUUGAAAUAAAUGAAAAUUG
Molecule: messenger RNA, 2964 nt
Organism: Parnassius mnemosyne (clouded apollo)
Lineage: Eukaryota; Metazoa; Arthropoda; Insecta; Lepidoptera; Papilionidae
Source: the annotation of a GenBank genome assembly